UACAGUGGAUCGGCAAGUCUUUUCAACUACUCAUGACAAGUUAAAAUUUUUUUCAAUUUUUCUUUGAAUAGCACAUUUCAGAAUGUCUAAGCCCUUUAAAUUAAGUGUUGUACUACAUGGCCAUUCGCUGGAUGUUCGUUCUGUUGCGGUCACCUCAAAGAAUGCCAUUAUAAGUGGAUCUCGAGAUCGAACUGCGAAAUUGUGGUUACCCAAUGAAAUUAAUACAGGAUAUAAUGCAGUAACGACCUACAAAGAUCAGAAGAACUUUGUCGCUAGCGUUUUAUACUUGGAACCUACCAAUGAAUUUCCCAGUGGACUAGUAGUAACUGGAGGAAAUGACCACUUAAUUUUAAUAUAUCAAAUGCACGAACCGUUCACGUCAUUUACUUUGAAGGAACACUCAAAUACAGUGUGUGCGCUAACAAAGGGUUUAGAGCCGAAUACAUUUUUAAGCAGCUCUUGGGAUUGCACGGCAAAGUUGUGGAGUCUCACGUUGUUACCAAACUCGGUUCGUACCUUUACCGGCCAUACUGCAGCUAUAUGGUCAGUUAUCCAGUUAAAAAAUGGCAAUGUAGUUACGGGCUGUGCCGAUAAAACCAUUGGCGUUUUUUCCAAAGACGGCUUUAGGAUUAAUACCAUUCAGGGUCACACCGAUUGCGUUAGAAGUCUGGUCGAACUACCCGAUGCCAACUGUUUUCUAAGUGCCUCUAACGAUGCGACUAUAAAAGUUUGGGAUUAUAACGGCUCCAAUUUGGAUACAUAUUACGGUCACACAAAUUACAUUUACUGUGUUGCGCGUAAUGAAUGUGGAGGUAAAAACUGUUUUGUAUCGUCUGAUGAAGAUAGAACUGUAAGGUAUUGGAAGGAUGGGGUUAAUACUGAAACGUUUAAAUUGCCGGCUCAGUCUGUGUGGACAGUGGCAUGCCUUCCAAAUGGUGAUAUUGUUACGGGGUCCAGUGAUAGUCUUGUAAGAGUUUUUACUCAAGAUGAAAACAGGGUAGCGAGUGAAGAUGCAUUGAGGGUUUUCAAUGAAGAGGUGGCUGCUUUAACCCAACAAAGCACUCAAGAAAUUGGAGGAUAUAAAGUAUCAGACUUACCUGGCAAGGAAGCUUUGUAUGAGCCCGGAAAGAAAGCCGGUGAAAUGAAAAUGGUCCGCGAACCUCAGGGCGUGGUAGCUUACACUUGGGUCGAUGAAGGAGAGAAUAGCCAUUGGGAGAAAGUGGGCGACGUAUUGGGCGGAGUUAAUCCUAAUGCCGGCGACAAAACUACUUACGAAGGAAAGUCGUAUGAUUUCGUUUUCACUGUGGACGUAGAGGAUGGAAAACCACCACUCAAAUUGCCUUACAACAAGGGAGAUGAUCCUUACGUGGCUGCUCAUAAUUUCCUAGAAAAAAAUAUAUUACCCGCCGCUUAUUUAGACCAGGUUGUCAAUUUUAUACUUAAAAACAGCGCGGAUCCAAACCAGAACCAGCAUGUUGAUCCUAAUUACGUCGAUCCUUUUACGGGGGCUUCCCGAUAUACGCCUUCAGGAUCCGGAUCGUCAGCCGGAAAUUCGGGAAUGAACCUAGAUCCGUUUACAGGCGCAAGCAGUUACUCGACGUUGCUCGGAAGCCAUCCUAAGAGAGAAUGCGGGACGGUUCAGUACUUGCCACAGAAAGAGUAUCGUACUUUCGAUGCCGGUGAUAUUUCAGUUGUUAUGAGAAAACUGGGAGAGUUUAACUCGAAAGCCGGUGACGCGGCGGUUAGUGGCGAAGCGCUUGAACGAAUCGCCCAUGUCUGUGAUUCAGGGGCAGCGGGGCAGAAUGUCGAUGUCUUAAUCAAUUUAUUAAAAUGGAAUGAUGAUAUUGUUUUUCCGGCACUGGACGUCUUACGAAUGGCAAUUAAAUCUCCAGAGAAUUGUAUCUCGAUCUUUACUAAAGAUGAUGGUUUUAUUAUGAGUAAAUUGAAGUUCUACACUAGUUCAGAAUGCAAAUCUCCCAAUUCUAUGUUAGUUGCAUUUCGUGUGCUUUGCAAUAUGUUUCUACAUCCAAUUAGUGAGGGAUUAAUCUUUAAAAAUCGUCUAGAAUUAUUGGAAAACAUUACAGGACUAAGUCAAGUUAAUAAAAAUAUUGAGAUUGCUGUAACAACAUUUCUGCUGAAUUUAUCAGUAUUAUCUACCAAAGAACGGGAUGAAUUUGGCAUGGUACUAUUAGCAAAUGUUCUACCUGACGUGAUCCUUUCCCUAAACGAUUGCGAAGCACAAUUUAGGGGACUGAUAGCCGUCGGCACGUUGAUUCUGCAUAUGGACACCAAAAAAAUUAUUACAGAUAAGAUUAAGGAAAACGGAAAUUUUACUGUCAAGUUGAAAGAUUGGUCCACAAAUGGCGGUACGGAUGCCGAAACUAAACGAAAAAACUGCACCAAUCAAGUUUUGUUACAUUUCUAAUUCUGUAAUUUGCAUUUUCAUUAAAUAUUUACAGUUCUACAAA
Messenger RNA from Photinus pyralis (common eastern firefly), 2468 nucleotides. It is a transcript of the gene Plap, whose product is annotated as phospholipase A-2-activating protein. NCBI's taxonomy places the organism in Eukaryota, Metazoa, Arthropoda, Insecta, Coleoptera, Lampyridae. Gene Ontology annotation, cellular component: nucleus; cytoplasm. The record is from RefSeq and is a predicted model, not a curated record. The transcript has 12 exons. The coding region runs from base 83 to 2425 and encodes 780 amino acids. Gene Ontology annotation, biological process: proteasome-mediated ubiquitin-dependent protein catabolic process; ubiquitin recycling. Gene Ontology annotation, molecular function: ubiquitin binding.